AUGAAUUAGAAAGGCUAGCAAUCAGUGCAAAGUAAUGAAAUAAAUGAGCAAUUGCAAACACAGCAUCGUACUUAAGACAAGGAAGAAAUAGAAAGCACCCAGUAAAACGAAUAAACGCUAAAUGAAUAAUUCCACUAGUUAUAGGCUUAGAAAACACAAAAGGUCUAAAAUAAUAACUAAGAAUUUUAAAGAUAAUUCAUAAACCAAUAAUAAUAACAGACUUUUUAAGAAUCUAUGCCAUAAGUCCAUUAGCAGUACAAAAAUAUAAAUGAAAACUAAAAUUAUAAAUAGGGAGGAGGAGUCCUCCCUAUGGGAUCCUAAGUCUAAUUUAUUGGUGAUCAGGAAAAAUAAAUAAGUGUUUCGUUAAUAUCUACAGGAUAAAUUUAGGAGGAUCAUAAUAGAUUUUCAUUAAGUACUAAAUCAGUGGCUGAUGCUAACUACCAAAGCACACAUAAUACGAGCUAAAUGAACACUCUUCCUAUCAUUUAAUCUUUGAAAAAUAUCCCUAGUUUAACAGAAAAAAUGGAUAACGUUUCACAAUAAUUAGAUGUGUAAAAUAAAAUUUAAUCUAAAAUUUUAUCAGACCAAACAAUGGGCUAAUCAUCGAACAAUUUAAAUUAAAUAUUUACGUAGAAUAAUAUAAAUAAUAGCAACAAUAUUAAUAAUGUGGCAAAUAACAUUCGCUUUAAUAGUAAUUCGUUAAUUGGGACAGCUAAUCCACCAAUAAGUGUAAAUAACAGCAAUAUCCCAGCCUAGUCUAUAAAUUACAAUUUACCUCUAAACCCGCCUGUUUAAUUUCAAAGCAAUUAAUAAGCUGGGCUGAACCCAGUUGCGCUACAAUAAACUCCAAUUUAUCCAUAAAUUAGUUACUUAGGCUAGUAAUAAAUUCCUUCUAUAAUUAGCUCUUAAUAUCCUUAAAUAUCUGCCAACAUGCAGUUCGUAUACCCACAUUUAAUACAAUCAUAAGGAUCAUUUUUAUUAAGUUAGCCUAACUACAAUUUUGUAUAAAUUCCUAAUUAAAAUUAAGUUAUUUAGUAAUAACCCUCACAAUAACAUCUUUCUCAACAGCAGCAACAGCUUUAAUAAGGAAUCGUUCAAAAUUAGAAUUAAAAUGUAAUGCACACAGAAAGCGCUAUUAAAUAAUCCUUUAAUUAGCAAAUAGCUAGCAAUCUGAAAGCCAACUCAUAACAGCAUUACAUGCAAUAGGUAACAUAACAGUAAUAGCUAUAACACUAAUAAUAUAAUAAUUUAAAUCCUUCUUUCUCCAACAAAAUCUAAGAAAGGCCUCCAAAUAAUUAUUAGUAUUAGGAAUAACAAUCUAUUGGUACAGUCUCUAAGAAUCAUCCAUCUGGCCUCCCUGGUCGUUAGUAGAUGAUGAGUUUUCCAAAUAACAUCCAUUACAGUUAUUAAUAAAAUAACGCAGCAGUUUUGAGUAACGUAUUAGGUUUUCCUUAAUAAAAUUCUGGCUUCUAAGCUGGAAUUCCUCAAAAAUGCGCUUAAAAUACAAUAGAAAAGAAAAAUCUUCAAGAGUCGUUUUCUAGCUCAUCAAAUUUUCCUACUUUUUAACAAAAUACAGCUUUUUCCGAAAAAUUGCGGUCUAUAAGCGAGUAAAUAAAUGAAAAUGAAAACAUGCCCAGUAAUCUAAAUUAGACUGUAAAAAGUGUUCUUUAAUCCAACGAAGUAUACAACCUUCAAAAAAAUUUCAAUUAAAGUGAUUCUUAACAAAUAAAUCAGAAAAUUAAACAAGAAGAAGAUAAUUACCAAUCGUCAUCUAUUCAUAACAAAUUUAUAAAUUAAGGAAAUAAUUAAUUACAGAAAUUCUCAGAUCCGCAAGCAACUUAUCUCUAAUCUUUCUAAGAAGAAUAAAAUCCUCUAACAAGAUAAUCUAUGAAGUAACUCCUAAAUACAGGAAAGUAUGAUUCUCUACAGAUGGUUGAAGACCCAAUUUUAGAAAAUAAUUAAGACUAAAAGGAUACAUCUUAUGAAUAAAUAAAACCAAAUGAUAGAAAAAAUUUAAUUUCUAGUGAAAAAGUAUCUAGCUAAAAUGCUUAGAUGUUUCACACUAAUGCCAAGAAAAAGAGGAAAGCUAGAGAAUUCGAGGGAACGAUAAUUUCAGAGGUUAAUAUUGCAGAGAGAAAAUUAGAGUAAAUUUCAGAUGAUAAAUCUUAGGGGUUAUCUCAAAACAGUGUUUUGAGUGUAAAGCCGACUGAGGCAUAAAUAAAAAUUUAGUAAUAGAUGAUAUAAGGUGUAAAUUCACCUGCAAAUCAAAAUAUAACGUCCUUAGAUAAAAAAAUAGAAUAAAAGUACAAAAUGCAAACACAGAUAACAAUAGAAGGACACAUAUAAUCCUCUCAAAAAGCUAAUCAAAGUGAUAUUGAGUCAGCAAAGAAAGAAGAAACUUAAGGGUAGAUAGGAUAUAAAAAAAUUAAGGCUCAACAACAUUUAGAUAUGAGGGUAAAUUAAGCAAUUGUUUAAACACUGAAUCCUCAUCAAGCAGAAAUAGCCAACCAAAUCGAAAUAUCUAAUGAGAAAUAUUAGGAAAUUCAUAAAUAAGAUUAGUAGGAGAUACCUUAAAAAUCAUAUAAUUAAUAAUGUAAUUACGCAAAUAUAACGUAAGUUGGAGAAAUGAGAAGUUAUUAAUAACAGUAAAUGAAUAAAGAUGUUAUAAGCUAAAAUUAGGAUUAAAGCAAAAAUCUUAGUGGAAUAUUUAGUUAAAGUGAAAAAGCACCAAAACAAUUUUUCCAGAGUAACUUUUAUUAAAAAAUUCCUAAUGAUAAGCAGCUAAUUGCUGCAGAAAACGAAAAUCUAACUUAUGAUUCGGAAAUAGAAUAUUAAGGAAAGCAAUCUCUUUAAAAGUAAAACUAAUUAUUUAAAGUGUAAACUGAAUCACCUUCAAGAAUCGAAAUAGCCGCUGAUUUCACUAUCCAAAAUAAUACUACAAAAAAAUUACAUUAAUAAGUCUAUUAAAAUAGAAAAUUUAACAUUUCUUAGAACAUUGGGGAUUCUCAAGUAUCAUAAAAUAGUCAAUAAAUUAAUAUUUCUAACCAAGCAUUCUAAUUUAUGUAACCAAACUAAUUUAUUACUCAUGAUUAAAACGAGUAAUAUAUAAAUGAGUAAAAUUUUUAAGAACUUCAAGGUAAUGUGUAAGUAUAGCGCUAACAGAGCUAAAUAUAAGAAGAGACUGCGCUAACAACUUAGCAAGAUAGAUAAUAAAACUACCAAAAUUUAUUGAAUGGCUAAGUCUCACUAAUUAGCUUUUUACUAGACUCGGUACAAUUAAAUGUUAAUAUUAAUAAAUAGUAAUAUUAAUCUUUGAAUCAAACGUUUGAUUUACAAAGUUAACUAUUAGUUGAUACUGUAUAGUCAGUUAGAAGUAUCAGGUAGGAUGUAGAUGAUAUGAUCCUUCAUUCACAAGAUAUUUAAGGUUAGUCAGGCUUGCUAGACUUCAUGCGUGGUAGACUUAAAGAAUAUGUAAGAAGUCGCCCUGAUAUGCUUUAAGAUUAUGAUGGUUCUAAAUUAGAUUCUUAAACAUCCUUUUAUUCUAAAUAUGAAAUUGUUCUGAAAGAAGGAGAUUUCAAAGAACCUCUUAUUAAAGAUAAAAAUUUUGUAAUAGAUGUUUCUUUAAUUGAUUCUAUGAGCAAAAGAGAAGUUUGUAAUUUACAGCCUAUACCCAUCCGUCUUCGUAUGUAUAAUUACAACAAUCCUCCUGCUAUUUUUGAAUCAGAUUAUAUUAAAGGGAUUUUAGGCUAAGAUUUGCUUAAAGGAUCUUGCACUUUCAAAAAAAUUCAUAUCAAGUAAGUAACUUCCCAUCAAAAAUAGAAAUCUAUGUUUAUUGUUGUUGAGCCUGACAUAGAAAGGAUAUUUGGCUUGCCUCCUUUAAAGUUGAAUAAAUAGCCCCAAACUCGCUCAGACCCAACAGAUCUGAGAGGAACUAAUUAGCUUAGAUAAUUUAAUGAAAAUGAUAAUGAUGGUGGCAAUAAAUUAGAAUUAUCUGCAGAAGAACAUUUAAAAGUUAAAUAAGAGUUGAUUGAGAAAGAGGAUUUUAUCAAGGAAGAUUAGGAAAUGAAUGUAAUCAAAGGUUAAAAAAGUUAAUAACUUUCGAAGCAAUAGUCGAUGAGUAGCCAAAUAUAGGAUUCCAAAAAAUAGCCUCCUAAAAAGAAAACAUCUCGCUCUAAAAAGAGUAACAGCUAAGAUAUUGAAGUAAAUAACCAAGAUUGUGACAUCAUUUAGUACUUUAUUAAUCCUUUAUUAAUUAAACCUCUCAUCCUGGAAUAAAUAAUUGUAAAGUCCAAGAAUAACGUAUCUUCGAAGGUUUGA
This is a messenger RNA of Tetrahymena thermophila SB210, 4317 nucleotides long. RefSeq lists its product as hypothetical. NCBI's taxonomy places the organism in Eukaryota, Ciliophora, Oligohymenophorea, Hymenostomatida, Tetrahymenidae. The transcript has a single exon. The record is from RefSeq and is a predicted model, not a curated record.